This is a messenger RNA of Trachemys scripta elegans, 3137 nucleotides long. It is a transcript of the gene TAF1D, whose product is annotated as TATA-box binding protein associated factor, RNA polymerase I subunit D. NCBI's taxonomy places the organism in Eukaryota, Metazoa, Chordata, Testudines, Emydidae. The coding region runs from base 1 to 1101 and encodes 366 amino acids. The record is from RefSeq and is a predicted model, not a curated record. Gene Ontology annotation, cellular component: nucleus; RNA polymerase transcription factor SL1 complex; nucleoplasm. The transcript is spliced from 15 exons. Gene Ontology annotation, biological process: regulation of DNA-templated transcription.
AUGACUGAUACUGAUGAAGCCAAGACUUCAGCUUUUGACCACUUUGAAGAUUCCCAAGAUCUAAUAUAUACGCUGCAAGAACAGUCUAAUGUGCAUGAACAUGUAGCUGCAAGGAGUUCAUGUUUAGGCUCUGCACAGAAAGAUUCUGUAUGUGAAAAAUCUUCACAGGAAUCCUACAUCAGUGGUAGAUCUUCCAAAUAUUUCACCUACUUGACCACCACUGUUCCAACCAAUGCUCUGCUGGAUGACAGCGGUUCAGAGAUUGACCUUUCUGAUUCUACUAGCAGCUUGAUCCAACACGAGUGUAACAUUACACCGGCAGCUCGAAGUUCAACAAGGCACUUGGCAAACUCUCCAGCAAAUACAUUAGACAGAGACACUUCAUCUGACUCCUCUCUGGACCCUGGGUCUCCAUUUAAGUUGGCUAAAUCCCCAGGGCUGUCUAGAUCCGCACUCAAUUUGAAAGCCAGUUUUGACUAUCACUUGAGGAGGAAGUAUAGGAGACAAGCACAUCAAAGAUGUAAGGAGAAACCAAAAGAGAGAAAAAAGAGGUACAAGAGCACAGGAAAACCUAGAGGGAGACCGCGGCUAACUGCUCCACAAGAAGAGCAGAAAAAAAGACUUCUAGACAGAGGUUUUCAGUUUUCUUUUGUGGAAAAAGAAUAUGGAAAGAAACAUAUCCCCAUGAAAAUGAUUUUUGAAUAUGAGCAAGCAGCUUUAAAAGGAUAUUUCCAAUACAUUAAGAUGCUCAAAUAUGAAGAACAUCUCAAAAAGGCUUUAAAAAACCUGAAUGCUAGUGAGGAUUUAGAAAAUGAAUGUAUGGCGAUGCGGAAACACAAAUACAUAGAUGACGAAGGACCCAUUUCUCCUAUCGAGGAGACAGAUGGAGAUGACCACAACUUGGAUCCUGAUCAAGAAGAACUUGGUGCCACAAUAGUUGAGAACAGCUGUUUCAUAUUAAGCAGCAAACUUCCAAGCAAGAAAAAAUCAAAGACAAAAGCAAAGCAUGCAAAACUGAUCAGGGAAGAUGAAAUGGAGGAAGAACAUGCUGCUGAUGGGCCUGGGCCUGUACAGGAGAUACUACACAGAUCAGAAAACUAGUACAUCAUGGAAUCCCAUAAAUGCUGAUUGCUGUAACCCUGACUCUGAGCAUAUAUCUUCAUAUGCUGCUCCACUUGGCAACAAAACAGUUUUUGUUUGAAGUGACUAUGUUCAGCAUUCAACUUAAACUUUCAGUUAUUGCAAGUGAUUAAUCUAGCAUCGGCUAGGUUGUAAAUGUAUAACUUCAGUUUCCUUUGGGCAUGAACGUGACAAACAUCCCUUCAGCGUAGUUUGAAAAAAUUCAUGCUGGAUCUGGGAAUGGAGUUGUUGCUGGUUCAAUUCUCCUUUUUUGGAGAGAGAGAGAAAAAGGAACCAUUUUAGUUUAUUGCUACUGCAAGAGUUUCUGGAACUUCCAAAAUACACUGAAAUCAAGAUGGAAAUACGUAGUUGGUUGAAAAGGCAUUUCCUAUGGCAUUCUGACUGUAGAGACACACUACCUGACUGCAGUCACUGUCAGGAAGAUCAUCUUCAUACCAAGAUGGCAGUCCAAAUAACUGUGGAACACUUGAUCACCAAUCGUAUUUUCUUCUAGUGUCUUGGUGGAGCACAUGUUUAAAAAGCAAGGCAAGUGAAGUGAUUACAAAGAAGCUUUGUCAACCAGAAAUUAGGAGAUGCCUGUUCAUGAGGCACUAGCUUAGUUAACACUCAACAUGGACUGAAUCUUGUCACAAAAGGAAAUGGGCAAAUUGCUGGAGGGACUUCACUACACUACUAGACAGAUCAGAUUUCAUUAUGAUGAAAGAAUUGUUUGGAAGACCAUAUCAUGACACCAACUUGUUUGACAGGUAAUAUACUUACAACAGCUGAAACAUUUAUUCAUCUUUCAAUUUGGAAGUGUCCAUUGCUAACAAAUCACUGACCGCAAAUCCCAAACGAAGACCAGGAACAAACAUGGAUAUGGAAAAGACCUUUCUAGCUGUAUUGCAAAGAUCCAGUGUCACUGUGCCAAUUCAUGGGAAAACUUACACUGGCUUCAGAAUUUAGGUUACAUUUUUAAGUUCUUCAACCAAGCUUCUGACCUCAGAACUGGAAGAAAUGGUUUAAACGAAUAUUUAAUGUAUGAUGGAAAGCGGCUUGAUGCAGAGUCCCAUACUUUGUGUCACUUCAGUCAGUCUGGCCCUAAGUAUUGGCAUUUAAAACAUAACAAUUGUAACAAUUUCUAAGCCCUUUUGUCUUUGGGAGAUUUCCUCUUGCUAGUUGAGGACCAACGCUAGACCCAAAAAAAGGUGGUGUAUGGAACCAAAAAACCUUGGAAGUUUACUUGUAUUACCUUACCUUCACAUACUUCACUUCCAACAGCCAUCCAUUCAUAAAUGGCUGAUCAACCAAAAGCCAGCUCUAGGUAACAAAACCAUAUACUUUUAAUGAAGCAAAAGCAGACUUGCAGAUGAGGGUGAAGUUUGAACCAAACCCAGGGAAUGUUCAUUUUUAAUCCACUAGUCACUGAUUGUGGGAACCUCAGAUGUGUAGCACUAUGGAGGUAGCGUCCAUAGGCUGGGGAAGGGAUAGAGCAUACCAUCUUGUAACUUGACUAACCCUACCUCCAACAUAGGAGCUGUAGUGUGACUUUUUUUGUUUUUGCUGAGGAAGCUGUAUCCAGGAUGCAGAUUGAGCCAUCCUUUCUUCAAGAAGGGAGAAGAUAAGGGGGUGAGGUCAAGAGGGGAAAACUCCAGAACCAUGUCCUCAAAUAUAAUAGCAAGGAAAGGUCAGCUAUGUAAAGCUGCAAUAUCAGAAUUAACCUUGUUAAAUAGCAGCCACUCAGGCUCAUAAUAUCCCCUUAUUCAUUCUUCAGACAUCACUACCUGUGAUUUGGUCAACUUCUAAAUCAGAGCUAGUCAAUAUUUGGAUUUGGCCUGCCUGCUUUUGAAUGGACCCCAAAAUAUUUUUAUUUACUUACUAGGGCUGUUGAUUUAAUCGCAGUUAACUCAUGUGAUUAACUCAAAUUAAUAGUGAUUAAUCAGUUUGAAAUUUAUUAACAUGCAAUUAAAUUAGUAUUCUAUUUAUAUAUUUUGGAUGUUUUUCUACAUUUUCAAAUA